This is a messenger RNA of Prunus mume (Japanese apricot), 1111 nucleotides long. RefSeq names its product inositol oxygenase 4-like. Gene Ontology annotation, biological process: inositol catabolic process. The record is from RefSeq and is a predicted model, not a curated record. Lineage: Eukaryota; Viridiplantae; Streptophyta; Magnoliopsida; Rosales; Rosaceae. Gene Ontology annotation, cellular component: cytoplasm. Gene Ontology annotation, molecular function: inositol oxygenase activity; iron ion binding.
UCUCUCCUUCUUUUUCAAUUCGUUUCAUUUUGAGUCAUAUAGAAGCACGGUGAUUUCGUACAAAUGGCUGUGACACCAGCAAGCGACGAGUUCAUUGCCCCGGAAAUUAAUUCAUUUGGGCAGUCAUUCAGGGACUAUAAUGCAGAAAGUGAAAGGCAGAAAAGCGUGGAGGAAUUCUACCGGCUGAACCACAUUAACCAAACGUACGAUUUUGUGAAGAAGAUGAGAGAGGAGUAUAGCAAGUUGAAUAGAGUGGAAAUGAGCAUAUGGGAAUGUUGUGAGCUCCUGAAUGAAGUUGUGGAUGACAGUGACCCUGAUUUGGACGAACCACAGAUUGAGCACUUGUUGCAAACAGCAGAAGCAGUUAGAAAAGACUAUCCCAAUGAAGAUUGGCUGCACUUGACUGCUCUUAUUCAUGACCUUGGAAAAGUGCUUCUGCUUCCUAAGUUUGGAGGGCUUCCUCAAUGGGCUGUGGUUGGAGACACGCAUCCUCUUGGGUGUGCUUUUGAUGAGGCCAUUGUUCACCACAAGUACUUCAAGGAAAAUCCAGACCACAACAACCCUUCAUAUAAUUCCAAGUACGGAAUUUACUCCCAUGGAUGUGGACUUGAAAAUGUGAUGAUGUCAUGGGGUCAUGAUGACUACAUGUACUUGGUGGCCAAGGAAAAUGGAAGCACUUUGCCUCAGGCUGGAUUGUUCAUCAUUAGGUAUCACUCUUUUUAUCCUCUGCACAAAUCUGGGGCAUAUGAACACCUAAUGAACAAGGAGGAUGAAGAGAAUUUGAAGUGGCUUCAAAUAUUCAACAAAUAUGACCUCUAUAGCAAGAGCAAAGUUCGAAUUGAUGUUGAGAAAGUAAAGCCUUACUAUUUAUCUCUUAUUGACAAGUACUUCCCAGAAAAGCUCAGAUGGUGAUCGGGGGAAAUGAUUCAUAUCAUAUAAUAUUUGGGAAAAAUUAUGAACCCUAAUGUGUGCUCUGUUUCAUACCUUCUUUAAUUUGUCCUGUAUGAAUAAACAAACGUUUGGUUAAAAUAUGAAAAAUAAUAUUUGUAUUUUUGUGCUGUUGUGCAUACACAUACAUACGUACUAAUAAAGAUUGGUUUUCUUCCAUUUU